AUGGCCUCUGACCAAGAGAACGGACACGAACGUACACCUCUACUCCACCAGAAUCGAUUGUUACAGCUUCAACACGAGCAAGAUGAAGAGGCUUCGUCAAUCAUCGCAUCCACUGUGACAAAAGAAGAACAGCAGUUAGCAGGAAGUACAGUUGGAGAACGAUUACCGUAUAACGACUAUACUACAAUCGACUGGCUACACGAUCUGGUAAAAGACUCCUACCGCUUCCGUCACAUGCAAUCCCGACGCGGUAUCCGCUUCAAGUCGCUCGCUCUCUUCGACGCCUGCUCAGGAUGGAUCGCAGUCGUGGUCGUCGGCGCACUUACUGCGUGCAUCGCUUUCCUUGUUGACAUCGCCGUUGCCACUAUUUCAGACUGGAAAGUCGGGUAUUGCUCCGGCCACGCAUUCCGGAACCGGGAAGCCUGCUGUGCUGAAAGCAAAUCCUCGCUUUCCUUUCGUGGCAAUGGGGUUGAAGAGUGUGAGAAGUGGCAUGCAUGGACCGAUGACUACACAUUUAGUUUCGCCAUCUACGUCGCCAUGGCACUGGGUUUUGGUAUCAUCAGCUCAAGCGCGACUAUGUUGACUAAAACUGCUCUUCCGUCUGCUUCAGAUGGCUCCCAUUCGACCAAGAGCGACGACAUUCCAACCACAUCCAUAACCUCUCCUCCUCAAGGCAAAGUAAUGUACAUGGCCUCGGGCUCCGGCAUCCCCGAAAUAAAAACAAUCCUAUCUGGUUUCUCUAUCCCUUCCUUCCUGUCUUUCCGCGUCCUCCUUGUCAAAGCCUUUGGCGCCAUUUUCGCCGUAUCAACCGGUAUGUGUCUCGGCAAAGAAGGACCCUUUGUCCACAUAUCUACUUGCGUGGGUUACCUAGUUGGCCGCCUUUUCCCCAAAUAUAAGGGCAAUGGACGGAAAAUGCGCGAGUUGCUUAGUGCAGCCUGUAGCUCUGGUCUGUCUGUAGCGUUUGGCGCACCUAUUGGCGGGGUGCUUUUCUCUUAUGAGGAGAUAUCGACCUAUUUCCCUAGAAAAGUGUUGUGGAGGGCGUUCCUUUGCAGUCUUACCGCGGCCAUGGUACUCAAAGAACUCAAUCCUACGGGAACAGGCAAACUGGUGCUUUUCGAAUCCAACUUUGGGACAGAGUAUCAGGCUAUUCAUUACCUUGUUUUUGUACUACUGGGUGUAGCGGGCGGUGUCUUCGGUGGUCUAUUUUGCAAGUUCAAUUUCCUGUGGUCAAAAUGGUUUAGGUCCUUUGGGCUUAUCAAACGAUAUCCUGUGCUAGAGGUAGCUUUGGUGGUCUUUGCGACUGCGCUUCUUCAGUACCCUAAUCCGCUGACGAGGGAACCGGGGGACGUUAUUAUUAAGAAUCUGCUUGUGGAUUGUGGUGAUGAUACAUCAAGGACCUCUUGGGUCUGUCGGAAUGAAAGUGUUGGCAUGGUGGGAGAGGGAAAGACGAAUUGGAAGUACGUGGGUUGGCUCACCUACGGUACCCUCGCCAAACUCGUCCUUACUACCGUAACGUUUGGUAUCAAAGUCCCCUCCGGUGUCAUCAUCCCCGCGCUCGACGCUGGGGCUUUCUUCGGACGGCUAGUAGGACAAAGUAUCAGUUCGAUAAGUCCAGGUAUCUUUGCCAUGGUAGGCGCUGCGGCGUUCUUGGCUGGUGUAUCACGUAUGACUAUCUCACUCGCUGUUAUCGUAAGUGCCUUUUCUCCCCUCUUUUCCCAUCAUGUCUCUCUCGUCAAAGAUGCUUACCCACUAAUACCACAAAAGAUGUUCGAGCUAACCGGCCAACUCUCCUACACCCUUCCCUCCAUGCUCGCCAUCCUAAUCGCCAAAUGGACCGCUGACGCAAUCUCAACAGAAGGUGUCUACGACCUCGCUCAAACACUUCUUUCCCACCCCUUUCUAGACCCAGAUACCGCUCUUUCCAUCGUCCGGCGACACAAAGCUUGCGUCGAGGUUCUCAUUCCGCCUCGACGCACAAUGUCUGACAUCACCGUCUUGGUUCCUGCAAGCAAUAAAGUAGCAUUGCAUGUGUUGAAGGGGAAGCUAGGUGCGUUGAGAGAAAGGGGACUCAUGGAUGCUGGUCUUGUUCUUGUACAGAAAAACAACGGUGGUGAGGGUGUCGAGGUACUGCAGGGUUAUAUUUCGCAGUCUGAGCUGGAGUUUGGAUUGACAAAACUCGUUCCUAGUGCGCUCGUGUCGACGCAGGAGCAUGUCCAGGUUAGAUUACUCGGUCACGAGGUUGAUGAGCCAACGAGUCCAGCGACGUUGGAGAUGGAUUUGACGCCAUUUGUGGACCGGACGCCGUUGACUGUUUGUGCGAAAGCGCCACUGGAAUAUGCCGUCGAGAUGUUUGCCAGGUUGGGGUUGAGAUACCUGAUGGUGACGGAGGAAGGUACGGGACGACUGGUGGGUGUGGUCAUCAAGAAGAGACUUGUGGGUUACCUUGAACAUCUUAGGGAACAUGGAGACAAGGACGAAUAA
Molecule: messenger RNA, 2481 nt
Organism: Alternaria atra
Lineage: Eukaryota; Fungi; Ascomycota; Dothideomycetes; Pleosporales; Pleosporaceae
Exons: 2
Coding region: 1-2481 (826 amino acids)
Biological process (GO): chloride transport; transmembrane transport
Cellular component (GO): Golgi apparatus; membrane; early endosome
Molecular function (GO): voltage-gated chloride channel activity
Source: RefSeq, a predicted model, not a curated record